UAGCAAAAUCCUCGGCAAGACUCGUCACACAAUUUUAACAACAAAGAAACAACGCGAAUGAUUCGAUUUGAAAGUGAAACGUUAAAGUCUCUUGUCGUGGAAAAAUUACUUUCACUUUCAUUUUUUUGCGGGACAACAGCGUAUGGACAAAACACUUAUUUCCAUAGAAACUGCGUUUAUUUUUAGUGGAAAAGUGUUGAUAAUGACGGCCUCUAUUUUGAUCACAUUGUGUGCUUUCUUCGUGGCUGGUGUGUCUGGUGUUUAUAUAGAUGGAGUGUCAGUGUCAGUGAAUGAGGGAGAGUCAGUCACUCUACACACUGAUGUUACAACAGACCAACAAGAAAAGAUUUCCUGGUAUUUUAAUGACAUUAAACUUGCUGAAAUCACGGGAGAUCUCAGUAAGAUCUGUACAGAUGUUCUGUGUGAUGGGAGAUUCAGAAACAGACUGAAACUGGAUAAUAAAGAUGGAUCUCUGACCAUCAAAGACAACAGACCCACAGACACUGGAGUUUAUAAACUAAAGAUCACGAAAAACAGCAGAGACCUUGAAAAGAUCUUCAUUGUUUUUGUUCAUAGUUUUUUCAGUACUAAUACAGAAGAAGAGUCAGCAUUUGUGAUGGAGGGAGAUUCAGUCACUCUAUACACCGAUGUUAAAACAAACCAACAAGAGAAGAUUAGAUGGUAUUUUAAUGACACUCGUAUCGCUCAAAUCAGUGGAGAUCUCAGUGAUAUCUGUACAGAUGUUCAGUGUAAUAAUGAAGGUACUGAGAGAUUCAGAGACAGACUGAAGCUGGAUCAUCAGACUGGAUCUCUGACCAUCAUGAACAUCAGAGACCCGGCUUCAGGACUUUAUCGUCUACGUAUCAGCAGCAGCAACACCAAGACUGAAAAGAUCUUCAUUGUUGCUGUAUAUGAUGUUCCUGCAGCUGAACAAGAUAAAAUAAAGAGAAAGUCAGUGAAGGAGGGAGAAUCUGUCACUUUAGAUCCUGAAGUUAAAAACCUGAAUUAUUUGAUGACGUGGUAUUUUAAUGACACUCCCAUCGCUGAAAUCACUGGAGAUCCAAAUAAAACCUGCACAGAUGGUCAGUGUGAAGAUCCUGAUGGACGAUUCAGAAACAGACUGACGCUGGAUCAUCAGACUGGAUCUCUGACCAUCACGAACAUCACAAUCACAGACUCUGGAGAUUAUAAACUACAGAUGAACCGCAGCAGAAUCAGUAUCAUAAGGAGCUUCAGUGUUACUGUCACUGCUGUUCCAGAUUCAGGAGUGUCUUCAGCUGCUAAAGGAGGAAUAUAUGCUGUGGUUGUUGUUGUUGUUGUUCUGUUGUUUACGGCUGCAGCAGUUGCUGCUGGGAUUUACUAUCGCCACAGGAAAUCUACACAAGCAGGUCGAAAUGGCAUCAUUAGGCUGCACAGUUACAAUGAGGAGAAUGGUGUACAACACUCAGCUCCCUUAUCAGAAUGGGGUUUAACUGAUGACUGCUGAUAAUGGGACAUCACAGUAGCAGUAAUUCAUAUUUGGGUAACUUAGAUGGGAAAUUAAAGAGGAGUGGAAAAAUACAAGCUUGAACUGUCAGUAUUUACAGAGAAGUGGUUCUACUCUGUACCAGUUCUGAUGUUUGAUGGCUUGUAUUAAAUGUUUUAUAUAUGUAUAAUAUUUCAUUAUUCCUUCUAUUUUUUUGUUUCAACAUAUGUUGUAUUUUUUUUUUUUUACCGCCAAGUUUUUGCAGUCACUUUCUUUGUUCAGUUCUGUUACCUUAAGGUAAAGCUCACUACUUUAUUACUGUACAUUAUCUGUCCAUUAUAUAAAUUUCCAUUUGAAAAUUAAAAGUUGUGUUGGAUAAGUGCUUGUUAAAGGAAUCAGUGUAAAUAUAGAUGUUUGUUUUGUCAGUCUCCUUCAGUUAUGUUUACAAAACAUGAACUAUGUCUGUUGUAUUUGUUCUUUUUUGUUUGUUUGUUUUUUGUAUGUGUUUGUUUGAAUUUUAUAAUAUAAUCACUGUGUGAUUGAAAUAAUCACCUUCCCUUAAAUCUUCUGCAUGCUCAGUCUGGACUCUAUCACCUCAUUCCAGGAGAGGAAAAGGAACAGCAAAUAAGUAUGUUUGACCCCUGUUAUAAACACCAUCUGUUUGCUGAACAAUGGUAGACUUCUAAUUGUAUAAACUUUCGUUCUUUCUCAGGUUUAUCCUGUUUGAUGUGGAUUAUGAUAUCUGUUCCCAGAUUUUUUGUAUUAUCCAAGGAAAACAACAUAUAUUCCCAUAUAACAACUGUUUUAUCAUGGAAAUUAAUGUGAAUGAUGCUUGUUUGCACAUAUGACACAUGCUAUUAAAUAUACUGUAACUGA
Cyprinus carpio (common carp) is the source of this 2341-nucleotide messenger RNA. RefSeq lists its product as uncharacterized. The transcript is spliced from 7 exons. The coding region runs from base 143 to 1486 and encodes 447 amino acids. Lineage: Eukaryota; Metazoa; Chordata; Actinopteri; Cypriniformes; Cyprinidae. The record is from RefSeq and is a predicted model, not a curated record.